GUUUGGAUGGUGGGUUCUUCCACCUUUGGGACGGCCUCAUCAGGACUAUGGCUGCUCUGCAACCAGACCUGUGAGCAGCUGGCGGUCAGCAGUAGCAAUGAGGCUUCCCUCAAAGCUGUGCAAGCCUUUAUGGUCCUCUCAAUCAUCUUCUCCGUCAUCGCGCUCAUCAUGUUCAUUGUCCAGCUGUUCACCCUGGAGAAAGGCAAACGUUUCUACAUCACUGGAGCCAUCAUGCUGGUUUGCUGGGUGUGCAUUCUGAUUGGAGUCUCCAUUUACACAGCUCGAUUCACCGGCAGAAUGUCCGAGGCCACAACUUCUCACCACGGCUACUGCUUCAUAUUGGCUUGGAUCUGCUUUUGCUUCAGUUUCAUCAUCGGCAUCCUCUACCUUGUUCUUAGGAAAAAAUAA
Tauraco erythrolophus (red-crested turaco) is the source of this 408-nucleotide messenger RNA. The record is from RefSeq and is a predicted model, not a curated record. Lineage: Eukaryota; Metazoa; Chordata; Aves; Musophagiformes; Musophagidae.